GCGAGAGGGGGAGGGGGAGCUCCGCACGAGACCGAGCGGCCCGGGUUGGAGCGCCCAGCCCCGCAGCGGAUCAUGGUGCAGCAGGCCGAGAGCUUGGAAGCGGAGAGCAACCUGCCCCGGGAGGCGCUGGACACGGAGGAGGGCGAAUUCAUGGCUUGCAGCCCGGUGGCCCUGGACGAGAGCGACCCGGACUGGUGCAAAACGGCGUCGGGCCACAUCAAGAGGCCGAUGAACGCCUUCAUGGUGUGGUCCAAGAUCGAGCGCAGGAAGAUCAUGGAGCAGUCUCCGGACAUGCAUAACGCCGAGAUCUCCAAGAGGCUGGGGAAGCGGUGGAAAAUGCUGAAGGACAGCGAGAAGAUCCCGUUCAUCCGGGAGGCGGAGCGGCUGCGGCUCAAGCACAUGGCCGACUACCCCGACUACAAGUACCGGCCCCGGAAAAAGCCCAAAAUGGACCCCUCGGCCAAGCCCAGCGCCAGCCAGAGCCCCGAGAAGAGCGCGGCGGGCGGCGGCGGCGGCGCGGGCGGCGCCAAGACCUCCAAGGGCUCGAGCAAGAAAUGCGGCAAGCUCAAGGCCCCUACGGCCCCCGCGGCCGGCGGCGCCAAGGCCGGCGCGGGCAAGGCGGCCCAGCCCGGGGACUACGGCGGCGCGGGCGACGACUACGUGCUCGGCAGCCUGCGCGGGAGCGGUGCGGGCGGCGGCGGCGCGGGCAAGACGGUCAAGUGCGUGUUCCUGGACGAGGAUGACGAGGACGACGAGGACGACGACGAGCUGCAGCUUCGGAUCAAGCAGGAGGCGGACGACGAGGACGAGGAGCCGCCGCACCCGCAGCUCCUGCAGCCGCCCGGGCAGCAGCCGCCGCAGCUGCUGAGACGCUACAACGUCGCCAAAGUGCCCGCCAGCCCCACGCUGAGUAGCGCGGCCGAGUCCCCCGAGGGCGCGAGCCUCUACGACGAGGUGCGGGCCGGCGCGACCGCGGGCGCCGGGGGCGGCAGCCGCCUCUACUACAGCUUCAAGAACAUCACCAAGCAGCAUCCGCCGCCGCUGGCGCAGCCCGCGCUGUCGCCCGCGUCCUCGCGCUCCGUCUCCACCUCCUCGUCCUCGUCCUCCUCGUCCAGCAGCAGCAGCGGCAGCAGCAGCAGCAGCAGCGGCGGCGAGGACGCCGACGACCUGAUGUUCGACCUGAGCUUGAAUUUCUCCCAGAGCGCGCACAGCGCCAGCGAGCAGCAGCUGGGGGGCGGCGCGGCGGCCGGGAACCUGUCCCUGUCUCUGGUGGAUAAGGAUUUGGAUUCGUUCAGCGAGGGCAGCCUGGGCUCCCACUUCGAGUUCCCCGAUUACUGCACGCCCGAGCUGAGCGAGAUGAUCGCGGGGGACUGGCUGGAGGCGAACUUCUCCGACCUGGUGUUCACGUAUUGAGAGGGGCGCCCGCUUCUCGCUCUUUCUCUCGGCGGGUGCAGAGCAGGGUUCCUUGGGAGGAGGUCGUGGUGGUCGUAAGGAGGAGGGCGGGGGGGGGAGGAGGUGUCGAUGGUGGUGGCGGUAGGGUGGAGGGAAGAGAAGAAGAUGCUGGUAUUGAUAUGAUGUCGUGACACAAAGAAAUUGGAAAAGAUGAUGAAAAUUUUGGUGGAGUUAAAGUGAAAUGAGUAGUUUUGAAACAUUUUUCCUGUCCUUUUUUUGUCCCCCCUCCCUUCCUUGAUCGUGUCUCAAGGUAGUUGCAUACCUAGUCUGGAGUUGUGAUUUUUUCCCCCUCAAAUGUGUUUUUGUAAUUACUAUUUCUUUUUUUCUGAAAUUCGCGAUUGCAACAAAGGCGGAGGGGCGGGGCGGGGGAGGGGAGGGAGGACCCGCUCCGGAAGGCGCUGUGUGAAGCUGGUCGGGCUUUGAAGUCUGGAAGACGCCUGCGGAGGACCCUUUGGCAGCGCGACUGUUAACGCUAGGGAGUUGGUUGGAGAUGUGUUUUUUUUUUUUUUUCCUUAAGAGAUCUUAAAGAACUGGUGUUUUUUUUUUUUAAACAAACACAAAAAAAGGGACCAUGGCAAAUUUUUUUAUUUUAUUUUAUUUUUUUGGAGGGAGAAAACUGAUGUCUUCUAUGCAUCCGAUUCUUAACAAAACUGCAGGGAGCUUGAAAAAAUGCAGACUGUACAAACGCUUACAAAAAAAAAAAGAAAAAAAAAACUGUGAACUGACUUAAGAUCAGAGUUUACUUUUCAGAUCAAAUUGUUUAUGGUUUUACAAAUGUGAUUUCUACUUGCCAACUUUUUUUUUGUAACUUGUUCCCUAUACCUCCUUGAUUGAAUACCAGACAGCCUAGACCUCAGUACAAAAGGUAUUGAAACAUUUUUGAUACAUAACAGACCUCAGUCUUUUUUAAAAAUUAAUAUAUUUUCAGGCGUAUUUUUGUACAGUGAAAAGGGAACAUUCUUGCUGUGUUUUUUCAGUAAGACUUUCAGGCACUUCUUCCCUUUUGAUUUCUUUUUUUCCUCUGUUUUUUUUAGCAUGCAAGUAUGUUGGUACGUUACGUCCUGGUUUAAAAAGGAUUAAAAUUUUAAAAUAAUCCUUGCAUCUAAAGGCCUUGUGGUUUAAAAAAAAGCAAACUUUUUUUUGUACAGCUAUAGUAGAGAUUUGUUCAAUAUUUGUAGGUAAAGAUUUAUUGAAAAUGGUGAUAUAGACCUCAGAGCUGUUAUCUUAGUUUAAAGAUUGUAUAUGUACUGUACUAUAGUAGGACUUUAUGUAUCUCAUACGCUGUGAUAUGUGGAUGGGGCCCCAGAUGGAAGGUUUGAAACUGGAUUCUCGAUUUUUAGCAAAAAGAAAAAAAGGCACAUAGUUUAAAAAGUUUCUCAUUUUGUGCAAUAUAAUCUAAAUAAAGUACAGACCAUCUGCAUAUUUUGUAGCAAAUGGUGGCAAAGCAGACUCAAUGCACUGUCGACAUCAUUGCCUGUUUUUUUUUUUCUUUUUUUUUUUUUUUU
Molecule: messenger RNA, 2957 nt
Organism: Globicephala melas (long-finned pilot whale)
Lineage: Eukaryota; Metazoa; Chordata; Mammalia; Artiodactyla; Delphinidae
Gene: SOX11
Product: SRY-box transcription factor 11
Biological process (GO): positive regulation of transcription by RNA polymerase II; anatomical structure morphogenesis; neuron differentiation
Molecular function (GO): DNA-binding transcription activator activity, RNA polymerase II-specific; RNA polymerase II cis-regulatory region sequence-specific DNA binding
Source: RefSeq, a predicted model, not a curated record